AACAGAAAUUUUUUACUUUUCUUUCUUUCAUUUUCUCUCUUGCCAAACACCAAAAAAGAAAAGCUUCUUUUUCACUCAACACUUAAAUAGUUUAACGAAAAAAAUGCUUCCUUUUCACUCUAUAUAUAUGUUCCUUCUUUUUUGACCUAUAUAUUCCCCAGCUUCAAACAGACAUUUUUUUUAAAAAAUCCCAAAAAGGAAUCGAAAAGAAAAAAAUUUGAAAAAAUGGGCUCGGUUCCAUCAGAACUGAGCUUGGAUUUUAGACCCAAAUUUAUACCCAAAACGAUCAGUAAUUUUCUCGAGGAAAUUUCAUUGAUGGGAAGCGUUUCCGAUAAGAUUUCAAAGCUUGAUUCUUUUGUUAAACGAUUAGAAGAAGAAAUGAGAAAGAUCGAUGGUUUUAAACGUGAACUUCCUCUUUCUAUGCUUCUUUUGAAUGAUGCGAUUUUAGCUUUGAAAGAGGAAUCAACGCAAUGUGUUAGAAGAAGAAAUGUUGAACCUGUUUUAGAAGAAUUUAUUCCAUUGAAGAACAAUCAAAAGGAGAAUAAUAAUCACAGUGAUGAAGAAGAAGAAGAAGAAGAAGAAGAUGAUUCUAAGAAAAAUUGGAUGAGUUCUGUUCAGCUUUGGAAUACUGAUGAUGAUGAUUAUAGUUCCAUUGAUGAUAAAUUAGAUACUAAGAGAAACCAUGGGGAUCCAUUUAAAAACAGGGGAAAAGUUAGAGGUUUUAUGCCAUUCAAGGCAAAUUUGAGUUUUGCAGUGAAGAAAGAAGAGAAAAGGGAGAUACCAAUUCAUGGACUAACGAUUCUCACUCCGGGAAUCAAGAAUCCGAAAGUGGAAUUGGGUUUUACGGAAUCGAGGAUGAGCCGUAGUAGAGCAGCUUCGUAUUCUUCCUUGAAGGGUCAGGUGAAUUUCCGGUCCGAGUUGCAGCCCUUAUCCGAUCUCCAGCGACAACAACAGCAGGCUACUAGGAAGCAAAGGAGGUGUUGGUCAUCGGAGUUACAUCGCCGGUUUGUUAAUGCAUUGCAGCAAUUAGGUGGCUCUCAAGUGGCUACUCCAAAGCAAAUUAGGGAACUUAUGCAAGUAGAUGGCUUGACCAAUGAUGAAGUUAAGAGCCAUUUGCAGAAAUACCGACUUCAUACGAGACGACUUCCACCAUCUACAAGGACCACAACCACCCCAGCAAAUCAAUCGGCCCUUGUUUUGGGGAAUGGUCUAUGCAUGUCCCAUGAUCCAUACGGAGAUUCUUCGAAAGGCAGCAGUUCACAAUCCGGUUCUCCUCAAGGUCCUCUCCAAUUAGCUACGAACACUGGAGGAACCUCCACAACAAGAGGUGACAGCACGGAAGAUGAAGAAGACGCAAAAUCCGAAGCCUAUAGCUGGAAAACCCCUACUCACAAACCCCUUAAAGGCAAUGUAUAGAGUUUAUCCACCAUGAAUUUUGCAGAUAAAAAGUAUGCAUACAUAAGCUGAGUCCACAAGCACGAAGUUGAUAAUAUAUACUAUAUACUAUUUGCUAUAAAUGAGAGUAGAAGCUGUGAAAUUUUGCA
Gossypium raimondii (Peruvian cotton) is the source of this 1544-nucleotide messenger RNA. Its product is annotated as transcription factor HHO6. Gene Ontology annotation, biological process: regulation of DNA-templated transcription. The record is from RefSeq and is a predicted model, not a curated record. NCBI's taxonomy places the organism in Eukaryota, Viridiplantae, Streptophyta, Magnoliopsida, Malvales, Malvaceae. Bases 226 to 1416 code for a protein of 396 amino acids. Gene Ontology annotation, molecular function: DNA binding; DNA-binding transcription factor activity. The transcript has 5 exons.